Molecule: messenger RNA, 1795 nt
Organism: Pungitius pungitius (ninespine stickleback)
Lineage: Eukaryota; Metazoa; Chordata; Actinopteri; Perciformes; Gasterosteidae
Product: gonadotropin-releasing hormone II receptor-like
Exons: 4
Coding region: 404-1492 (362 amino acids)
Biological process (GO): intracellular iron ion homeostasis; cellular response to hormone stimulus; iron ion transport
Cellular component (GO): plasma membrane
Molecular function (GO): protein-hormone receptor activity; peptide binding; G protein-coupled receptor activity
Source: RefSeq, a predicted model, not a curated record
CUACAUAUGGUACACUCCACACACAUGGUAAAGGUCGUGCACAUGGUGUACCUGUUCAUAUUGUAGUUCUUGUUAUAUUUCCAUGGAAACUCACUGGAGGCAGGGGCCCAUCAAUGAGGAACAAACAUCCGGAUUCACCUGUUGUUUAAAAAAGGUCUCAGGAUCAGAUUUAAGUUUCUACUGAAACAUCAAAGACUUAAUUCCACUGAUCAGGCUGAACUCUCUCUCUCACACACACAUACACACACCUCAUGGAGCUCCGCCUCCAUCCCUGCUUCUGAAGGGUUCUCUUCAGAAGCAGCUUCAGUCGACAGGAAGCAGAUGUUUAUCACACAGGGUUCUUCUCUGCAGGUUCCAGGAAAGAGGAUAUGAGGAGGACAAACAUUGAGAGCUGCUGAUCAGGAUGUCAGGUAACUGGUCCGUUGUGCAGCUGUUAUCACCGGCUCUGCCCACCACCCUCACACCUUCGCCCCUUCUCAACGCCUCCGGGUUCCCCCCUCUCACGGACUGGGAGGCUCCCAGUUUCACCCGGGCGGCCCAGUUCCGCGUGGGCGCCACCUUCGUCCUUUUCAUGUUUGCCGCCUGCAGCAACCUCGCCCUAUUAGCCAGUGUAUGGUGGGGGCGUGGCCGGCGGCUAUCCUCUCACCUGCGGCCGCUUAUGCUGAGCCUAGCGUCGGCCGACCUUAUAAUGACCUUUGUGGUGAUGCCUCUGGAUGCGGUGUGGAACAUGACGGUGCAGUGGUAUGGAGGAGACGCCCUCUGCCGGCUGCUGUGCUUCCUGAAGCUCUUCGCCAUGCACGCCUCCGCCUUCGUCCUCGUGGUUGUCAGCCUUGAUCGCCACCACGCCAUCCUGCACCCGCUGGACGCCCUGAGCGCGCACCGCCGCAACCGAGUCAUGCUGGUGCUGGCCUGGAGCCUGAGCCUGCUGCUGGCAUCGCCUCAGCUCGUCAUCUUCCGGGCCAUCAGAGUGGAGGCUGUGGACUUCACUCAGUGUGCAACUCAUGGGAGCUUCAGCCGCCGCUGGCAGGAGACAGUCUACAACAUGUUCCACUUCACCACCCUGUACGUGGUCCCCCUGCUGGUGAUGAGCUGCUGCUACAGCCGCAUUCUGCUGCACAUCCACCUGCAGCACAUGAGGGAGAAAGCAGGCGAGUCGUACCUGCGGCGCAGCGGCACUGGCAUCAUUCCGAAGGCCCGGUUGAAGACCCUAAAGAUGACGGUGGUCAUCGUGCUGUCCUUCGUGGUGUGCUGGACGCCGUACUACCUGCUGGGGCUGUGGUACUGGUUCCAGCCAGCCAUGCUGCGCCUCACACCUGAGUACGUGCAUCAUGGCCUCUUUGUCUUUGGCAACCUGAACACCUGCUGCGACCCCGUCAUCUACGGCUUCUACACGCCCUCCUUCAGGGCCGACCUCGCUGCCUGCUGCCGCCGGACCAGGGGCGCCCCCAUGGCGGUCCACCUGCGGACCUCGCCACCGGAACCAGGGCGUUAGAUUGACGCCAACCAAUGAGAGGAUGCGGAGAUGAUAAUGUCACGGGUCUGUAUGCGUCACAGCCAGGGCUGCAUCGGAGUUGUCAAAUGUUCAAAUUGUUUGAAUUCUCUAUUGCUAAGAAAAGGUGCUUCAAUGCUUCCUUACUGAGCUCCUUAAGGAACCAAUGGACCAUAUUUUUCUAAAGGAAAGGAGAUAUUUCCGUCCUGCCAUUCCCUGCGGUAGCCAUAUUUAAAUAGUGACGUAUCAUUGGGCCAAUCACGAGAACGAUCAUGGCGUAGACGCUUAGAUCAUGUGAGUAACCGU